Molecule: messenger RNA, 1879 nt
Organism: Cynara cardunculus var. scolymus (artichoke)
Lineage: Eukaryota; Viridiplantae; Streptophyta; Magnoliopsida; Asterales; Asteraceae
Product: ankyrin repeat-containing protein At2g01680
Exons: 3
Coding region: 115-1710 (531 amino acids)
Cellular component (GO): plasma membrane
Molecular function (GO): protein phosphatase 1 binding; protein phosphatase regulator activity
Source: RefSeq, a predicted model, not a curated record
UACAAAUUAGUGUAAAGAAAAAGAAAGAUUCUCAGUUCUUCUCACCGUUGAAUUCGUUAGUUAGCAACAAGAUAAGAGAGAGAGAAAUUUGAGGGAUUUCUUGAUCAUCCGCAGAUGUUUAUGGAUUCAUCAUCAUCCAAAUCACUGCGAUUCAUCUCGCAUCAAUCUUUCUUCUCCGCUGUCCGAUCCGGCGACCUUGAAUCGCUAAAGGCUAUCGUAAACGAUGAUGAAGAUUCCGACACAGCUUCGGCGUCUGCUCUAAUGGCGAUGCAGAACGACGCCGGAGAGACGGCGUUGUACAUCGCCGCCGAGAGCAAUCUCCAGGACAUCUUCACUUAUCUGCUCAAGUUCUGUGAUCUUCAAACAGUGAAGAUUAGGUCUAAAUUAGAUUUCGAUGCGUUUCACAUCGCAGCCAAACGAGGUCAUUUAGGAAUCGCGAAGGUACUCUUGGGAUUGUGGCCCGAACUUUGUAAAGUAUGUGAUGGUACAAACACGAGCCCGCUGUACUCGGCGGCCGUGAAUGAUCAUCUCGAGGUUGUGAAUGCGAUGUUAGAUACAGAUGUUAGUUGCAUAAAGAUCCUAAGGAAGAAUGGGAAAACUGCAUUGCAUACAGCAGCUAGAUACAAUAAGACCAGUAUGGUAAAAACGCUUAUAGAAAGAGAUUCAUCAAUUGUAGCCAUCAAAGAUAAAAAGGGUCAAACUGCACUUCAUAUGGCUGUAAAAGGCCAAAGUACUACUGUGGUCGAGGAUCUAUUACUCGCCGAUCAUUCCAUUUUGAACGAGCGUGACAAAAAGGGUAACACCGCUAUUCAUAUCGCUACUAGAAAAAGCCGAUCACAGAUUGUGAGUUUUUUGCUGAGUUUUACCUCGAUCAAUGUGAAUGCGAUCAAUAAUGCACAAGAAACCGCCUUGGAUAUAGCCGAUAAGUUGAACUACGGCCCGCCUAAGUUGGAAAUCACGGAAGCUCUGGGUGAAGUUGGUGCUAAACACGCUCGACAUGUUGGCAGGAUCGAUGAAGCGAUGGAACUCAAAAGGACAGUUAGUGACAUCAAGCAUGAAGUGCAAUCGCAACUGUUUCAGAACGAGCAAACCCAAAGACGGGUAUCGGGUAUCGCGAAAGAACUCAAAAAGAUUCACAGGGAAGCGGUUCAAAACACAAUUAACUCGUUAACUGUUGUUGCUGUUCUCUUUGCGUCGAUAGCUUUCUUGGCUAUUUUCAAUUUGCCGGGGCAGUAUUUGAGGACGGGAAAAGAAGCCGGCGAGGCCUACAUAGCUCACACGCCGGCUUUCCGUGCUUUUUGCCUGUUCAACGCCACUUCCCUCUUCAUAUCGUUAGCGGUGGUGGUGGUUCAGAUCACGUUGGUGGCGUGGGACACCCGUGCACAGAGACAGAUUGUUUCGGUUGUCAACAAGCUGAUGUGGGCGGCUGGGAUCAGCACUUGUGGGGCAUUUUGUUCGAUAGCGUUUGUGGUGGUCGGAAAGCGGAGUUCGUGGAUGGCGGUCACGAUUACGGUGGUUGGUGUUCCAAUUCUGUUGGGAACGCUCGUUAGCUUGUGCUACUUUGUUUUCCAGCAACAUUUUGGGUUUUUUGGUAGCGAUUCACAGAGACGGAUUAGGAGGCCGAGCGGAAGCAAGUCGUUCUCGUGGUCCAUGCACUCGGCGAAUAUCUCGGAUGACGAAUCCGACCAUGAAAUGAUAUAUGCUCUGUGAGGAGAGACUUCUGUUCCCAGUUUUACCACGAGAUCAAUGUAAAUCAUAAUCUCUAAUAUAUAUGAUUAUGAAGGCUACCUCUUGUAGUUUAUGUACAUAUCUGCUGUACAGAUUUCGAAUUCAUGUUUUAGCGUUUGUAUCGAUGUUCUACGUUUCAUUGCUCGAGACC